Cornus florida is the source of this 1458-nucleotide messenger RNA. RefSeq names its product probable 2-oxoglutarate-dependent dioxygenase SLC1. The transcript has 4 exons. The record is from RefSeq and is a predicted model, not a curated record. The coding region runs from base 1 to 1128 and encodes 375 amino acids. Lineage: Eukaryota; Viridiplantae; Streptophyta; Magnoliopsida; Cornales; Cornaceae.
AUGUCUCCUACAAUGGUAAUGAUAUCUGAGAGUAAGAGAGAGGACGAUGAAUUAGAAAUCCGGUACCAGAAAGGAGUGAAGCAUUUGUGUGAAAAUGGCAUUACAAAACUUCCUAAGAAGUACAUAUUGCCCAUUUCAGACCGACCAAAUUCAUUCAAAGCAAAACCAUACCAAUCUCAGCUUAAUCUCAAGUUGCCCAUCAUUGAUUUUGCUGAAUUGCAAGGUCCCAACCGCUCCCAAGUCCUCAAGUCCCUCGCCAAUGCUUGUGAACAAUAUGGAUUCUUUCAGCUGGUAAACCAUGGAGUUUCAAGUGAUGUUACAAGCAAUAUGAUCGAUGUGAGUAGAAGGUUUUUUGAGCUCCCUUAUGAGGAAAGAGAGAAGUACAUGUCCGCGGAUAUGCGGUCACCAGUUCGAUACGGGACUAGCUUUAACCAAACAAAAGAUGGCGUCUUCUGUUGGAGAGACUUUCUGAAGUUAAUGUGCCAUCCCCUUUCAGAUGUUCUUCCUCAUUGGCCUUCUUCUCCCAUCGACUUGAGAAAAUUGGCUGUUAACUAUGUGAAAGAAACCAAAUUUCUGUUCCUAAAGCUAAUGGAAGCCAUUCUAGAGAGCCUUGGACUAACAAACAUGGAGAACAAGACACAGAAUGAGGAUGAUAUUUUAGAAGAAUUCGAAGAUGGAAGCCAUCUAAUGGUUAUCAAUUGCUACCCUACAUGCCCGGAACCCAAUUUGACGCUAGGAAUUCCGCCCCAUUCGGACUACGGAUUCCUCACACUUCUUCUCCAAGACGAGGUUGAGGGUCUGCAGAUACAAUUCAAAGAAAAAUGGGUCACAAUCGAACCAAUGCCCAAUUCUUUCGUUGUCAAUGUUGGUGAUCACCUUGAGAUAUUUAGCAAUGGAAGGUACAAGAGUGUGCUACAUAGAGUUUUAGUGAAUUCCUUGAAAUCUCGUAUUUCAGUGGCAACUUUGCAUAGUCUUCCUUUCAAGAGUGUGAUUCGGCCAUUACCAAAACUGAUAAACAAAGCCAAUCCAAGACGGUACAAGGACACAGAUUUUGCUACUUUUCUUGAAUACGUUGCAUCUCGUGAGCCCAAGAACAAGAAUUUCCUUGAGUCUAGGAAAUUGACUUGAUAUGAACUCGUCCAGAAAAAUAAAAAAUAAAAUAAAAUAGACUUUCGUAGCAUAAUUUGUUUUUUUUUUUUUUAAUUUUUUUUUAUCUUGAUUAAGCAGAUCAGUAAAUUUAGAUGAAAUCUAUUCGAAAUUACAGAAUAUUUAAUAACAAUUUGAAAAUUAUUUCUUCCUUUCUCUUCAUCUUCUUUCAUGUAUCAUCACCUAUAUAUUAUUUCUUGUUACUAUUCAUAAUAUAGUCAGUUAAUGGACCACCAUCAAGCCAAAGUUCUAAAAAAAAAAAAAAAUAUGGCAACCUCAACUUCGACUAAGGGGUGUAUGUAAUUGAACGAC